This is a messenger RNA of Hydra vulgaris (swiftwater hydra), 966 nucleotides long. RefSeq names its product protein orai-3. Gene Ontology annotation, molecular function: store-operated calcium channel activity. Gene Ontology annotation, cellular component: membrane. The record is from RefSeq and is a predicted model, not a curated record. Gene Ontology annotation, biological process: store-operated calcium entry. Lineage: Eukaryota; Metazoa; Cnidaria; Hydrozoa; Anthoathecata; Hydridae.
CUACACGUGAUAUUUAUUUUUAUAUUUGACACUCCCAUUGUUUUAUUAAAAUUGAAUAAGUUUAGAUUUAUUUUACAAACAUUUAUAAACUUCAUUAAAAACUACUACAGAUAUAUUAUUCAACAUAUUCAUUUGAGUAAAUGCGGUGUUUUACCAGUUUUUGUUCUGCUAUUGUUAUAGAAGCAAUAUCAUGGUAAAUUAGUGUUAUUGUUACCUAAGAUGAGUAACCCAAAUUUUAGUUAUCCUUUCAGUGCUCAAGAUGAGAAUGAGGUGACAGAAGCGCAUGUAGAUAAUCAAUUAAUUUCUUGGAGAAAAUUACUUUUAAGCAAAGCAAAGUUAAAAGCCUCAAGUCGCACCUCUGGAUUAAUGUCUGGUUUUGCUAUGGUUGCUAUGGUGGAGAUAACAAUAUCUGAAAAAGAUGUUUUACCGCCUGUAUUAUGGGUAUUAUUUAGCAUUUUAACUACAGUUUUAAUCUCAGUUCAUGUAUUUGCUCUUAUGAUAUCAGUAUGUAUAUUACCAAAUAUAGAAACUAUUGAUGAAUUACACGGAAACACAUAUGCCGGACAAAAUGGUGCACCAAAAACAUUACCGACCGAUUCUCCUCAUCUGAAACUUCAAAUGUACAUUGAAGUGGCUUGGAUAUUUAGCACCGGACUUGGUACGCUUCUAUUUUUGAUUGAAAUCCCUGUUUUAAUGUGGGUUAAAUUUUAUAGCACUAGUCGUCCAGCUGCGGUUGCAUGCACCAUCAUAAUGGUUCCAGUCUGUAUAGUUUUUGUUAUUUUUGCUAUUGUCUUUUACCGUAAGUUAAUUAAACAUAAAUAUGACAGGAGUUCCCAUGAAAUCGAAGAGAUGGAAAACCUAGCAAAACAGCUAAGCAAAAGUAAUUUGACUUUUUCUGAAGGCAUGAAGUAGUUUGAAUAACUUACGAACGGAGUAAUUAUGUUUGAAUACAUGCAAUAACACAAA